Messenger RNA from Coregonus sp. 'balchen', 10319 nucleotides. The record is from the annotation of a GenBank genome assembly. Lineage: Eukaryota; Metazoa; Chordata; Actinopteri; Salmoniformes; Salmonidae.
AUGAGCAGGGUAAGUGUAAAGGGAGUUGAGCUGCUGUCCCAGUGGCUGUUGGUCCUACUGGUCCUACUCGUACCCCGACAUGGGAACACACACCCCCAGUGCCUGGAUUACAAGCCCCCCUUCCAGCCACAGGAGCCUCUGGUCUUCUGUAAGGAGUACGCCAAGUUUGGUUGCUGUGAUUUGGAGAAAGAUGACAAGAUCUCCCAGAACUUCUACAAGAUCAUGGACUACUUUGACUACUCAGGUUACAUGACCUGUGCGAAAUACAUACGCACCAUCCUCUGUCAGGUAAAUUGAAGUCUGUCAGUAGUCGGAUGUUAGCUUAUGCCUCCUUACCUAAAACAGUCCACAAAAUUGCAGGAUAUUUGUAGACUGGAUUAUCUUUUUGAAUGGUUUUAAAUCUUUUUCACUUGUUAUAAAAUUCUAAUUCAUCACAGGACCUAAAAAUUUUUUUGAUACAGAUUAAGAUAUCACAUUUUCAUGAAACUGUAUUUCAAUUCCGAUUUUUACACAGUGGCACCCCCUGCACUACUGAAAUGUAUGUGAACAUCAUGAUAAUUACAUAACCCAGGCCUUUCCAAAUGUGCACGCUGUAGAUUGGAACAAAUUACAGUUGGAGGUAUUAUGUAAGGCCUUGCCUUGUCUGUUCGACCAUGAGAUACGACAGCACUCUUACCAAUGGUGGGUUUUGGGGCCCGGAACCACAGCACCACAACAUAAUUACUGUAAAUGGAUGACUUAUUUCUCCUCUCCAAUGAUGAUAAUUCCAGACCAUGUGAACGUGUCCUCAGCUUUGCUUGGUUUUGGAUCCAGUGGAAGUCACAGGAGGUUGGUGGCACCUUAAUUGGGGAGGACGGGCUCAUGGUAAUGGCUGGAGCGAAAUCAGUGGAAUGGUAUCAAAUACAUCAAAUACAUGGUUUCCAUGUGUUUGAUGCCAUUCCAUUGACUCCGUUCCAUUAUUAUGAGCCGUCCUCCCCUCAGCAGCCUCCUUUGGUGGAAGUGAGCUGUUGUGCUCGGCUCUCAGCUCUCCUAUCAGCCAUGCUGAGAUACAGGCAGUGUGGUCAGUGGCUGGAGACCCAAUGCCCACGGCCACUUAGCCAGGGUAAACUCUGCUCAAUGAUGCCCUUUGUCCGGACAGUUGUCUUAGAUACAGGGGGCUGCUUGUGAUCUGUCAAGAGGUCCACUGACCACCAGCCAAACAUCAAUUUCCUGUGUGGCCACUGAACAGGAUAUACAGUAUCAUAUUUCCACUGAAAUAGUUGAAGGAACUAUAACUUCUACUUGUGGUAGGAUUGACUAUUACAAAACAAUUAGUAACAAUGACGUCAACCAUUUAACUCAAUAUAUCCUAUACCUCCUUCCCAAUGUUGGAAGCUGAGAGGUCUCACAUUUACAGUGAUCGUGGCAAAGUGGAACUCUGAAGGGUUGUCCUAUAUGAUGUGGCACAUGUGCACUCUUUCAUUACCUCCCACCCCUUUUGGAAGGAGGGCCUUUUUAGAGGUUUCUUUGAGUGUAUUUAUGUUGACUUUGGUGACUCAUGGAGGAAAGGAAACCAACACACACAGCUUUAACCCUACCAGCUCACCCUGCACUGUGUACUUAACCAUUUUACUACAGUCCUUCUUUACUCUCUCACAGUGUUUGUGGGUGUGCGUGUGGUAGUGCUAGUCUAGGGAUGUUUCCACGCUAAAAUGUACAAUUUGUAACAUCACAUCUGGUUGCCAUCUCUGUGAACAAAAGGCACGUGGAGUUAAAUUUGACGGAUUGCUGUUGUCAGAGCUCCCCAUCCCAUCCAACACCAUUCUAAAUUACAGUGUUUCCAAAGGAUUUCAACAGAACGUUAUAGUUGGCGAAGGGACUGCAUUAUCAGGGCUGCCUGCAGUAGAGGCCAGAGGAGUCAACACCCAUUUGACGAAACAAGAUGAAACAGGGCAAAGAACAAUGCUCAGGGCCCAGUUUAAAAAGAAAUAUCUAUCUGGAUUAGGAUUAAAUGCAUAGAAAUAGAAUGACUAGAACCGUCAAAUCAUUGACUUGAAUGGGGACUCCCAUUCUAUUCAUUCUAUUUUAUAUCCAUUUAAUCCUAUCUGAUAGGUGAAAUCCAUAUAAAUAAAAUUGGCCCUGUUGAUUUUGGGCUGAAUUAGACAAUACAUUAUAUGGUUAGGGGUAGCACUGGUAUGUUUAUUUCAGAGAGUCAUAGAAGGGUAAUUGCAACCUAGAUGUUUGUGUCUAUGUUCGGCGUAGUUCAAUAGCAUCUUACAUUCAGACUCAGAGAUUCACGUUUUCACCUUGGAGUGCAAUUGAACCAAAUAAGCAUGGCAUGAUAUCAAUCCUGCUUUGCAUAGCUUCACUGAACACUGUGCUCUUUGAUACCAUUUCUCUGGAUAGUUCCAUGACAUGUACAAAGGAAAUGGGACUCAGCAUGGCUGGGUUUGUUUGUAAAGACUUGAAAGGGGUGGCACCCUGCUAGGAGAUAGCUGGGAAACUAUUUAAGAUCUGCAGAAACAAAUGAACCCCUCAACAAGAGCCAAAUCUAGAUAUUUUAAGAUCUAACGGAAAUUAUGUUGUAUGUAAAAAAUACAUCAUUCACUCCAAGGUGCUAUGACGUGAUAUAUCUUACAUUUUGUAUACAAUCAAAGCAUUUCAUGCAUGCUUUUAUGUUCCUUUUAGCAGCUAUAUGCCCACAUUUGUCAGCUCUUACCUACUAGUUUUAUACUGUACCCCCAAGUCAGACACAUAGUGUGACUGUGAAUAACACAUACCACCUCCAGAUUACCCCCUUUUUGUUUUUGUCACUGCCUGACAAUCAUGUGAUUGCAUAAUCCACCCAGCAAUUUAUGGUCAGCAACAGAUUUCAACCCCGAGUUGGCCAGUGCUGUUGAUGUUAAAAGUUUUGAUGUUGAGUUUUUGAGCAGUGUCUGAUGGCACCUUUGAGAGAGCAUAUCCCAGAUUGAAAUAUAAAGAAAUACAAAAUUACUCAGCAGAACUCCAGAACACAUUAUGCCCCCUUUGCAUUAGACUUGGAAUCAUAUAUAUAUAAUCAAUCAGAGUCUUUGUAACAGAAUUGUCUCUUUCAGUACCAGUUGUUACAGUGUUUAUAUGUUUUGCGUCAUUGUCCCAAUGGUUUACCAGUGUCUAAAUGGGUGUAAUUUUGUGGCUUUGACUUAAUAAGGGAUUGGACAUUCCAAGAUGCAUUUAAAGAGGCCUUAUUUAUAGCCAGAAUAGUCAUUACCAGCUGGUCUGGUGAGUACUGGGAGGAGAAGAGGACAUGAUGAAUUUCAAACGUUUUCUAACCUAUGGAGAGUUCAUCAUGAUAGCUGCACAAUAUCAUGAACAGACAUGGCAUAGUAUUAACCUGUAGAUUAUGCUUUUGAAGUUUCAAUAUGAGAUUGCACAAAUCAAGUGGCUAUAGCCUACAGCUUAAGUGAUGGCUCAUUAUGAAAGUUAUCAGCCGAUAAGGUAGGUCUACUGAUCAUGGAGUUUUGCUCAUAAGUAUGUGUAGUCCGAACCCCAAUAGCUCUGCCACUUUUCAAACGAGGUUUCCUUAUCCUUGCAGGAGUGCUCUCCCUACUCUGCUCACCUGUACGAUGCUGAGGAUGCCAAUACGCCCAUGAGGGAGCUGCCAGGCCUGUGUGGAGACUACUGCUCUGAGUUCUGGCACCAGUGCCGCUACACCAUUAGUCUGCUCACCGACAACAACGCCACGGUGGGCAUAGAGGAGGACCGCAAUAAGUUCUGUAACUUCCUGGAGCUCAAAGACAGGGAGUACUGCUACCCCAACGUGCUCUCCGACGGCAAGCUCAAUGCCAACCUGGGAAAUGUUCGGGCGGACCCCGAGGGCUGCCUGCAGCUGUGCCUGCAGGAGGUGGCCAACGGCCUGAGGAACCCGGUGGCCAUGGUCCACGCCGACGACGGGACCCAUCGCUUCUUUGUGGCCGAGCAGCUGGGCUACGUGUGGGCGUACCUGGCCAACGGCUCCCGUAUUGACCGGCCCUUCCUCAACCUGACCAAGGCAGUGCUCACCUCGCCCUGGGCGGGGGAUGAGAGGGGCUUCCUCUGCAUGGCCCUCCACCCGCGCUUCACAGUGGUGCGGAAGGCCUACGUCUACUACUCUGUUUCUGUGAAGAAGGAGGAGAGGAUCCGCAUUAGUGAGUUCACACUGUCCGCUGAUGAUAUGAACCAACUAGACCACUCCUCAGAGAGGUAAGAGAAGUAUCACCAAAUGGCAUGGACUGAAUCAGAACCUGUGGUGUCAUCGGCUCCAUUCACAUGCAUGUAUUUGACAUUUUGAAACAAUACAAAUCUGAAUGAACCAGCAGAUUUGAAAUAGAGAUCUGCAACUACACUCAUCCUAUCAGAUUCUAAUUUAGUGAUGUUUAGUCAUGAGUGGUUUUCUUUGUAGAACUAUUUUGGAAGUGGUGGAACCUGCCUCUAACCACAACGGGGGCCAGCUUCUCUUCGGGCACGAUGGCUACCUCUAUAUCUUCAUCGGCGAUGGGGGAAGAGCAGGGGACCCCUUUGGCAAGUUUGGGAACUCCCAGAAUAAGUGAGUCACUGUGCUCUAUACAUUUCAAAUGAAUUCAGGGGAAACAAAUAAGGGGGUGACAUUUGGUAUAUAUCUAGCCUUCACCCCAUGUUGAUGUUCUUUGAAGGUCAGAAUGAUAUGUUCGCUUCAGAGACCUACAUUCUCAAAGAGUUUAAGAUAUAGUUAUCAUUCAACUAAGGACACCUAAACAGUGGUGUUGGAGUAUUAGUGCUAGUAGUGGACGGAAACUUGGCUCUUUACACUUAUUUACAGUGAUUUACCACAAAAAAUUACAGGAAAAAUAGGGGUUCAAAAAGUUCAACCUAUAGCGUGACAUCUUUGAUUAUGCCAGGAGAGAUUUAAGCUACAGCAAAGGGACCACAGGGCACAAUUAGUAUUUUAGUGUGUUUGUAAACUGAAGUACUCAACCUUCUCAUAUGAUACUAUAGUGAUACAUGAUUCUAUUUUUAAAGAAUGGAAAAUCCUGUUGCCUGGUAAAUGUCUAGUAAUUAUUAUAUUCAUGGUUGACUAAUACAUGUCAUAGAUUAACUUUAUCUCUGAGCUGUAGUCACUUAGAUUGUCAUAAACAAGUUUAAUAUUCCAGAAGAUGAAUUGACAUAUUCAUGGAUUAAAGCGCAACGUUUUCCAAUUACAUUUAUACAGGACCUUCAGCAAUGCCGCUCAGCAGCUAUCCAGGAAAGUGUGAUUUUAUGACCUUACUUGUCAAUGGUGCCAAUGUUACAUUGGGAGAGAAUCUGUAUGACCUCAACCCCUGAGCAUUUGACAUGACAAACAUUCAGCUCAACGCUAUGUGUACAUUCAUGCAGAUAUAGUUGUUCACAAUAUUAGCCUUGGCACUGUAGGUUUAGCUUUCUCCUGGCAGGGGCUAGGGCAGUGGUUGGCAGUACCCAGAAUCUACAGAGUGUCACAGGGCCAUUCAGAAACGACUCAAAGGCAGCCUAAAACAUUCAGCUGAAAGUGACCUACCUCUAUAAUUAUAAUACAAUGGCAGAAUAGUACACACAGUGACUCUUCUUUGGAGAAAAACAUCACUGAGCUUUGGACAGUCUGUGUUUUAGAAUGCAUUUUUAUUUUGAACCAUGGGCAAGGACAGGGCCUAACCUUGCCAGUCAGGAUGCAAGUGAGUGCCACCCACAAACCGGGUUGGUGCGUUGGUCAGUGGCCAGAGUCUGGAACUGCAGUGCCAGGCCAAAUGUAAUAUUUAUGGAGAAUGUUGUCGGACGAUGUCUGGCCUUUUCGUACCAUGUGAUAAUUACUACAGUCUUGCAUAGUUGAGUUUAAAAAAGAUGUUUACCCCUCCUUUUAAAGACCUGAGUGGAGGUAGAAUAUCUGCUAUUCUGUUCAGAAUAUUAGGACGUAGAUGUAAAUGUAGUGCAGAAGAGGAUGGUUGGAGCAGCUAUAGGAGGACAGGCUCAUUGUAAUGGCUGGAAUGGAAUAAAUGGAACAGUAUCAAACAAAUCACAAAAAAGAAUGAAAACACAUGAUUGACUCCGUUCCAUUAAUUCUAUUCCAGCCAUAACAAUGAGCCCAUCCUCCUAAUUUCAACAGCAGCAAGACGUACAGUAAGAGCAGGUGCUCUAAAUCAAACCUUGUUAUGCGUUAUUCUCAGAAGAGGGUUAUGUCUAGUUCAUAGUUGGGUAGCUCUAGUGUAUAGCAGAAUUCAUGCACGCAGAAAUAGAGGGAUCUUUACAUCACAGCUUUACCCCGGGGGUGGUACUUAUGGUAAAGGCAUUCUAUUGCGUUGCAUUGGGUGGAAACAUCCCUUUCAGCUCAUCCCAGAAGAAGAAAGAUCAGCAGACGGUUUCUUGACAGCCAAUGAGUGGGAGGCCAGGGAUAUGAGGGUUGUGGGACCUGCCAAAGCUAAUAUUUACACAAGACGCUGUGGGCCGCAUAAUAGUAUGUGUAUAUGUGAGAGAGAGAGAGAGAGAGAGAGAGAGAGAGAGAGAGAGAGGUCCCAAUCUCAUCACAGAUAACUUCAGCAUUUUAGCUAAUUAGCAACUUUUCAUCUACUUACUUUUUUUUUGCUACUUUGCAACUACUUAGCAUGUUAGCUAACCCUUCCCCUAUCCCAUUUAGCUAACCCUUCCCCUAACCUUAACCCUUUUAGCUAACCCUAACCUUAACCCUUUAAUCUAACUCCUAAAUUUAACCCUAACCCCUAGCCUAGCUAACGUUAGCCAGCUAGAUAAUGCUAGCCACCUAGCUAGAAUUCAUAAUAUAUCAUACAUUUUGCAAAUUCGUAACAUAUUGUACAUUUUGCAAAUUCAUAACAUAUUGUACGUUUGGCAAAUUCGUAAUGUAUAAUACAAAUUGUAAUUUGAACAUAUCAUACGAAAUGGGUGAUGAACAUCCACAAAUUAAUACAUACCAUACGAAACGUAACAUAUCAUACUAGAGUGUCUCAGAUUUACGUAGAGACUAAUACAAAAUGGUCUGAGACCAGGUUGGAUACACAUACACAAAUUAAAAACAAUGACAGAAGCACACACUAAAAUGCUCGUACAUUUUCCUAUGACUACAACUACAAGUUAAACUCCACCCCUGUGUGUGUAGGUCCACUCUGUUGGGCAAGGUGCUGCGUCUCGAUGUGGACAACAACGAUGACGUGGACCCCUACAGCAUCCCGUCAGACAAUCCUUUCCUGGGGGAGAAGGGCUCGCUGCCUGAGAUCUAUGCCUACGGGGUGCGCAACAUGUGGCGCUGCUCCAUCGACCGGGGCGACCCCAUCACCAGGCAGGGCCGUGGCCGACUGUUCUGUGGAGAUGUGGGGCAGAACAAGUUUGAAGAGGUGGACCUCAUCGUCAAGGGUGGCAACUAUGGCUGGAGAGCCAAGGAGGGCUUCUCCUGCUAUGACAACAGGCUGUGUCGCAACUCCUCUCUUGGUGAGUAGGCUAUUCCUCCUACAGGCUUGGUAGAAGUGGCAGGCUGAUUCUCUAUGAAGCAUCAGUUCAUUAGUUGGUGAAGAGGUUCAGAUAUUUAUUAAAUCUCUUAAGCAGUGUAAAAUUCUUGCAGCAUGUUUCCAAAGCAAGAUAGAUGUAUUAUUGUGUUAAAUGUUUUCUCCUCAGAUGACAUCCUGCCUAUUUUUGCUUACCCCCACAAACUGGGGAAGUCAGUCACUGGAGGCUACAUAUACCGCGGCUGCCAGAUGCCUAAUCUCAAUGGCCUCUACAUAUUUGGGGAUUUUAUGAGUGGGUGUGUGUUUAUACAAUAUAACCUACAUUUUUCCAAUGUUAUACUGAUUAAUAUGCUUAAAAUGUUUAAUAGAUUGUCAUGCAUCGAAAAAGAGUUGAUAGACAAAUGUUCUUAACAUUGAAAGAUCAUUGCCAAAUGUUUCAAAUGCAUAAAAACAAUAGCAUUACAAUAGUUUUUUUUGGCCCUUAAACUCUCUUGACACAUGCACAAUCUGAGUGACUCCUUCUCUGCCUAGGCGCCUGAUGUCACUGAAGGAGAACCAAAGCACUGGGAAGUGGGAGUACAAGGAGAUCUGUAUGGGAAAAGGCCAGACGUGCCGAUUUACCAAACUUAUCAACAGCUAUUACAAAUACAUCAUCUCCUUUGCUGAAGAUGAGGCAGGUAACCUUGACAACAAGCUUUGCAUGUUUUUGUGUCUCUUUGUGUUUUGUUCGUACUGAUCCGUACAUGAAAAGGCCAUUAGGGGAUGCAUGCUGCUUGUGAAUUCACUCACCAAAGACAACCAUGGAAAAUGAGUUAUUUCAUGAUAAGCGUCUGCUGCUUUUGAACAGAAAUAAAGAAAUAAAAGCCCAGUGGUGUACCACUUAGUAGUGCAUGCUCUUUAGCUUCAGAUAAGUUUCAAAAAGCAACCUUGUUCAGAAUGCCUGACUUCAAAGCUGAUUUGAGUAAAGUGGGAAGGGGUUCAAAAGAAACAGGUUGUCUUCAUUUCACUUUGACAGUGCUGCAUAUCUUUGUACUGGGUCUUAGAUCAUUUUUCCCUCUUGUUUCUAGGGGAGCUGUACUUCCUGGCAACGGGAGCUCCCAGUGCGUCUGCCAGAGCGGGGGUGAUCUAUAAGAUAGUGGAUCCAUCCAGGUAUUAAACAAGUGUCACAAUGUCCCAACAGCCAUCUCGGAUUAAUGGCAGAUUCCCAAAACAGACAUACCUUUGCCAGAUAUACUAAUGUCUAUUGUCCAUCCAAUUAUGAAUGUGGUCUUCAAUCCCCCUGUGUUUGUUUAGUACAUCUCAUACUUUAACUGUAUAAUCAGCAAAUGUAAUCGCUCUGUGUCACGCUAAGGGAAUAUCUGCUAAAUCCUUUACCCUAAAUGCAAUUUACUGAAUAUAAUGUGCUUAUCUAUGAUAUAAUUGUUAUUCAUGUGGUUAUGAUAACAUAUGAUUAAAACUACACUAUACUGUAUUAGUCGGAGAUAGUUGUCAUGGGCAGCAUUGGAAUAAAUUGAUUGUUUGAUGGAUUUCUCUUUCCAUCUAGGAGAGCACCUCCAGGCAAGUGCAGCUUCAAGCCCACUCUUGUCAAGAUUAAGGGCAAGCUGAUUCACUUCCACCCGAAGGAGGGUAAGUGACACCACAAACAAACACGCGUUGCUUUGCAGGCUAUCAUGAGUCAUAACACAUCUCGGUCAGUUGGAGUGCUCUAAAGGGCUGUUCCUCUCACUUGACUUCCUCUCUACAGAGUUUGUCAUUAACAAGAAGCCGAUGACCACCGCUGCGCCCACUACCACUUCUAGAACAACAGCUACUACCAUGCUCCGUACUCCUCCGACCACCAUGCGCUCUACGACGACGAGACCUACCUACAGACCUCUAACUGCAACCCUUGCAAAGACAAGGGCUACAGUUAAACCUUCAACGAUGAGGGCUACUAUUAAACCUCUAAUGACGAGGGCUACUGUUAAACCUCUAAUGACGAGGGCUACUGUUAAACCUCUAAUGACGAGGGCUACUGUUAAACCUCUAAUGACGAGGGCUACUAUUAAACCAGUAACAACACCUUCCAACCCCACCUCAAUGCAGCAGAGGCCUACAGGAACCGCUACACAUGCACUGACCACCUCAUGGAGGCAGGUAAUGACGGCCAGGCCAGGUCAUGCCACCACUCCUUCCCGGCAGAGGCCGUCGUUGUCCUACACCAGGCCCACUGUUACCCCGAAGCCCCGACCACUGUUGACAACUGGAGCCAGAAGGCCCUCUCCACCAACAGCACAACCCUUGACCCGACCACAACCACACGCCACGGUCAGACCCUCACCACUAGAGGUUACGACCAACCGGCCCCAGACCACACCAAGGCCCAUGUACUGGACAGCUGCAACAAAGCCCACCACCCAGAAGCCUAACUUCACCCUCUCAAAGGCCCAGGACAAGUUCCUGAAAGGCCAGAGUGACAAGAUAGACCGUUCCACAAGGAACCGGGUCAACAAGAAGGACCGGGGCUCCAAACCGGGGAAGCAGCGGCGCAGGAAGCACCGGGCUGGGUCUGUGCGGCUGAUCAGUACAGAGCAGCUAUCGGACCGUGGGCGGGUGGAGAUUUACAUACGGGGGGAGUGGGGCACAGUGUGUGAUGACUUGUUUAGCAGUAAAGCGGCGACGGUGGUGUGCCAGCAACUAGGCUUCCCUGUAGCCCUGCGUGUGGCUAAACGGGCGGAGCUGGGGGGCGGCAGUGGCAGUAUCCUGCUAGAUGAUGUGGAGUGUGAAGGCACAGAGAGGACGUUACUGGACUGCAAACGGGCAAAGGUGGGCAAGCACAACUGUGCACAUGAUGAGGAUGUGGGGGUGGUGUGUGGCUACCACCACGAUGAAGAUAAAUAA